AUGUCGCUGAAACAGCCUGUCACGCAGGUGCGCCUGACAAACGUGGCGGUGGUGCGCCUGCGGCAACACGGCCACCGGUUCGAGGUCGCCUGCUACAAAAACAAAGUCCUCAACUGGAGAGCAGGCAUUGAGGACGACUUGCAAGAGGUGCUGCAAACCAAUGCUGUUUUCCACAACGUAUCCAAGGGCGAGUUCGCGAAGCGCGACGCCCUCCUGGCUGUGUUCAACACGGCGGAUCAGGAGAAGAUUUGCAGAAUCAUUCUCGACAAAGGGGAGUUGCAGAUUUCGGAGAAGGAGCGUCAAGCGGCGCUCGCCGCGGCGUUCCAGGAUGUGAUUACGCUGGUCAUUGAGAUGACAGUCAACGUGCGCACGGGGCUCCCGCUGACGCGCACAGCGUGUGCCUCGGCGCUGAAGCAAGUUGGGUUCGGAGUGAAGCUCGGCGUGGCAUCGAAAGCGCAGGCCCUCAAGGCGGUCGCGUUGCUCCAGCGGAAGCUCGGCGCAAACGCCAUCGCUCGCCGCAUGAUGCGCCUGAAGGCCGAGUGUGGAGCCUCGCAUCGCGACGAAGUCCGCAAGUUCAUCGAGCAGUGCGGAGGCGUCGUGGAGCUUGAGGCCCUCCUCGGAGAUGCGCCCGACGCGGAGGCACAGGGGAAAGGAGACAGAGAUUGCAAGCCGGGUACCGCGAGGGCGGCCGCCCAGCACGCGGUGUACAGCGUGACCUUCCUGAACCCCGCGAGCUACUACCGCGACUUCGACACGCUUCUCCAGUCGCUCCGCGGCAGCCUUUUUCUCCUCGCGGCGAACUGCAUCCAAGGGUGCCUAAGUUCAGCUACAGAAUCAGUCGACGCGGAGCUUCCGGUGGAGGAGCACGCGACCGCCGGCCGAAGUGCCAGGCGCGCGCCGGCGGGCGAGAGUCCCUUGGCAGAUGACAUCCCUGACAUCUUGUGCGAGGGCGCGUCUCAGAAAAGGAGAGAAAAGCACAAGAAGAAGAACGAGGGACGACGCGCGCGACGCGGCAGUGUGUUGAGCGACGACGGACUCAGCGGCGCGGGCCUGUCCUUCCGAGAGAUGCCUGAGGCCGCUGCAGCCGGAGGGACGGGGAAGAAGAAGAGAGAGGGGCGCCGAAAACUGAGACACGGCCGGAGGUUCGCGGGAAUCUGCAGCUUCGAUAACGACUCGCCGCUCAGCAGCUUGUCCGCAGUCAGCCGCCGCGAUGUCGCCCCAUCGUCUCCAGAGGAGUUUGAAGCUGCGGCCAUGGCGUGGCUCCGCCGAGACGCUGUGCCGCUUCCUCGUGAGGCCGGCGGAGAAGCCGCCCUAGGCGCCUUGGAUUCCGCCUCAGAGGCCACCGAUGAAGAGCCGACCGAAGACGCGUUCCACAGGGCGCGCGCGGCAGCCCAAAGGAGCAAGAAAGAGAGGAAGCGACGAGGCAGAGAGAACCGACGGCGCGAUGAGUGGGACAGCGAGGAAGACGACAUGUCCAAGCUGAACGCAGGCCGUCUUUCUUCCCGUCCUUCACACACAGGCUCUGAGAGUCACUCCUCUGAGAGGCGGCCGCGCGCCGGCGGCGACCGCGACCUUCUCGCCGUUGCUCCGCGCGCAGAGGGAGCCACAGAAGCUCUUCCGGAUGCUGCAGAAACCAUGUCAGAACGAGCGCACGUCGCAGCGCGAGGGUCGGAGAAGGCGGGUGCGUUCUCGUGUCGGACGUGUCAAAUGGGAUUUGAAGGCGCCGCGGAGCACAGACAGCACUGUAAGUCCAGUCUGCAUGCGAUGAACCUGAAGAGAAGAAUCAAAAACCUGCCGCCCCUCACGGAAGAAGGGUGGCAAGAAGCUCAGCUCGAUGAACAGCUCGUGCAAAGUCUUGAAGGGCUUGUGCUGCCAGAGUACUGA
Molecule: messenger RNA, 1884 nt
Organism: Besnoitia besnoiti
Lineage: Eukaryota; Apicomplexa; Conoidasida; Eucoccidiorida; Sarcocystidae
Product: rRNA metabolism protein, SBDS family protein
Exons: 4
Coding region: 1-1884 (627 amino acids)
Biological process (GO): ribosome biogenesis
Source: RefSeq, a predicted model, not a curated record